CAACCGAAAUCCGAAAGAGCUUCGCGCGAAACCAUCCGAGACCUCCAGAUUUCCAAGCCGCCUGCCGCCAUUCGCGCGACGGUUCCUUCCGCCGCCGCUCGGUCGUCUCUGUCUCUGCUGAAUCUUCCCUCCCUCGCCGAACUUUCCGCGGCUUCCCCGGGAUUCUUCUUCGCCCGGGAGCGGCGGCGCACGAGGGGAAAGAAAAGUGUCGAAUUUUUCUUUUUUUUCUUCUGUUUUCCUUUUUCUCCUCCGCGGGCGCCCUGUCGAGCUCUCUUCCGUUCAGAUUCUCCGGUCGCGGCCAGCGUCGUCUAUCUCCGGCCGUGGGAGCUUUCCUGGCUUGUUUGGGCGGCCAAAAUUAGCCAUUCCCCCCUGCAGUAAGUUAAGGCCGGCCGGGCUCGGCUAAACUUCGCGUCUUCUUCUCCGCGGCCGCGCGCGGGGGGGGGGGAGCGAGCGAGGGGAUUGGAUUCUUCUUCCGGCCGCCUCAGCCUGCCUGCCGGGGCCCGGAUUGGAGGAGGGCCGGCGGCAUGGGGCUCGGCGUGGUGGCGGAGCUGGUGCGGCUGGGCGUGCUGAGCUCGACCUCGGACCACUCGUCGGUGGUGUCCAUCAACCUGUUCGUCGCGCUGCUCUGCGCCUGCAUCGUCCUCGGCCAUCUCCUGGAGGAGAACCGCUGGGUCAACGAGUCCAUCACCGCGCUCAUCAUCGGGUUGUGCACCGGCGUGGUGAUCCUGCUGACCACCAAGGGGAAGAGCUCGCACAUCCUCGUCUUCAGCGAGGACUUCUUCUUCAUCUACCUCCUCCCUCCCAUCAUCUUCAAUGCCGGGUUCCAGGUGAAGAAGAAACAAUUCUUCCGGAAUUUCAUGACAAUCACAUUAUUUGGUGCUGUAGGGACAAUGAUAUCCUUCUUCACAAUCUCUCUCGGUGCAAUAGCGAUAUUCAGCAGAAUGAACAUUGGAACGUUAGAUGUCGGGGAUUUUCUCGCUAUUGGAGCUAUCUUUUCUGCAACAGAUUCUGUCUGCACACUGCAGGUCCUCCAUCAGGACGAGACGCCCCUUUUGUACAGUCUUGUGUUCGGUGAAGGAGUUGUGAACGAUGCCACGUCCGUUGUGCUCUUCAACGCACUCCAGAACUUUGAUCUUAACCACAUCGAUGUAACCGUUGUGCUGAACUUCUUGGGAAACUUCUGUUAUUUAUUCUUGUCAAGCACCUUACUUGGAGUGUUUUCUGGAUUGCUCAGUGCCUACAUAAUUAAGAAGUUAUAUAUAGGAAGGCAUUCCACUGACCGUGAGGUUGCACUUAUGAUGCUCAUGGCUUACCUCUCAUAUAUGUUGGCCGAGUUGCUAGAUCUGAGUGGUAUUCUUACUGUAUUCUUCUGCGGUAUUGUGAUGUCCCACUACACUUGGCAUAAUGUGACAGAGAGCUCAAGAGUUACAACCAAGCAUGCCUUUGCAACUUUGUCCUUCAUUGCUGAGACUUUUCUCUUCCUUUAUGUUGGGAUGGAUGCCCUCGAUAUUGAGAAGUGGGAAUUUGCCAGUGACAUCCCGGGCAAAUCCAUUGGCAUAAGCUCGAUUUUGUUAGGAUUGGUUCUGGUCGGGAGAGCUGCAUUUGUUUUCCCAUUGUCGUUUUUGUCCAACUUGACAAAGAAGUCUCCAUUGGAGAAAAUAACAUUGAGACAACAAGUUGUAAUAUGGUGGGCUGGACUGAUGAGAGGCGCCGUGUCCAUCGCUCUUGCUUACAACAAGUUCACAAGAUCUGGACACACUCAGCUGCACGGCAAUGCGAUAAUGAUCACCAGCACAAUCACUGUAGUCCUGUUUAGCACUAUGGUGUUUGGGAUGAUGACGAAGCCAUUGAUCCACCUACUGCUCCCUGCCUCGAGCAACACGGCCCACUCCGAGCCGUCGUCACCCAAGUCCCUGCACUCCCCUCUCCUGACGAGCAUGCAGGGCUCCGACCUCGAGGUGCCGUCUGCGCAGAUUGUCAGGCCGUCCAGCCUCCGGAUGCUCCUCAGCAAGCCGACCCACACGGUGCACUACUACUGGCGCAAGUUCGAUGACGCGCUGAUGCGGCCCAUGUUUGGCGGCCGUGGGUUCGUGCCCUUCUCCCCCGGAUCGCCCACUGAUCAUGCCGGACGGUGAACACUGCCAAAAGAAGCAAAGAGUUUGGCACCAAGAGACGAACAAGACGUGGUUUUGGUGAGUGGAGUUUUUUGGCUGCUAAUGGUCAGAUGAUGAUGUUUUUGUGUUGCCGACAACUUCUGAUGAUGCGUUAGCAAUGGCGAGGAGGGGUCAAUUGGUUAUGAAGAAGAGCAAACCCUGGUAACUGGGGGUAUUGAGUUUGUGUAUGACAAGGCUGUAAAAUUUUGUAGAUAAAAACACCCAUUUGUAAUGUAUCUUCUUAUUGCAUGUAAGCUAGCCGGCCUGUACAACUACUCGUUUUGUCUGGAUGACCGAAAUUCUGUCAGACACCGGCCAAUCCACUUGUAUGUGCUGUCCGUUGCCUUGGGAGGCUAGGAGGUGGCCACCUCCACUGUAAUUUUAGUUUUCUUUUUCUCUGAUUUUGAAAUGGGCUUGGUGUGUAAGAUGAGCGUCUUUGAAAUGAAAGCUGGCCUAUGGCCCAUUACGAUUCUGAGUUA
Molecule: messenger RNA, 2632 nt
Organism: Sorghum bicolor (sorghum)
Lineage: Eukaryota; Viridiplantae; Streptophyta; Magnoliopsida; Poales; Poaceae
Product: sodium/hydrogen exchanger 2
Exons: 14
Coding region: 525-2135 (536 amino acids)
Biological process (GO): sodium ion transport; proton transmembrane transport; regulation of pH
Cellular component (GO): membrane
Molecular function (GO): sodium:proton antiporter activity
Source: RefSeq, a predicted model, not a curated record